Ochlerotatus camptorhynchus is the source of this 2693-nucleotide messenger RNA. RefSeq names its product MOXD1 homolog 2-like. Gene Ontology annotation, cellular component: secretory granule membrane. Lineage: Eukaryota; Metazoa; Arthropoda; Insecta; Diptera; Culicidae. The record is from RefSeq and is a predicted model, not a curated record. Gene Ontology annotation, molecular function: copper ion binding; dopamine beta-monooxygenase activity. The transcript is spliced from 6 exons. Gene Ontology annotation, biological process: octopamine biosynthetic process; norepinephrine biosynthetic process; dopamine catabolic process. The coding region runs from base 28 to 2061 and encodes 677 amino acids.
GUGAGUUCACCCUCCGCGGCGCGCGGGAUGGCUUCGGCGCGGUGGCGUCUCUUCUCGUUUGUGGCCCUGCUGGGCGUCGCGAGUGGAGCCCACUGGGACCACGCGGUCGAUUUGGACGAAAACUACCGGCUGCUGUGGAGCAUCAACAAUCAGGACAUUACGUUCGAGGUGCAGGCCCGCACCUUGGGCUACGUCGGUCUGGGCUUCUCCACCGAUGGGUCAAUCUACGGCGCCGACAUCGUGAUCGGAUGGGUCGACAACGGGCAGGUUCACUUUCAGGACCGGCACUUCAAGAUGAACAGCAACGGCGAGCCGCACGUGGAUCCCUCGCAGGACUACAUCCUACUGUUGGGGUACGAAAACGCAACCCACACGGUGCUCCGAUUCCGACGGAAGCUGGAUACCUGCGAUACCAACCAGGACGUGCCCAUCACGAACGACACCAUCCGGAUCAUCUACAUGUACCACAACCGGGACCCGAAGAAUGGAGCCCAGGCCAUCGGGACGCUGCCGGAUCCGAACGAGGCCUUCAAGGACUCGGUGCCCAUCUUCCUCACCCAGCGGGUCAACCAGGUUCCGAUCGAGCUGGACUCGCGAACCCGCACCCUGGAGCUGCGCAAUAAAGACGUCGAGAUACCGAUGGGGGACGAUAAUCUGCGCUGGUGCAAGAUGUUCAAGCUGGACCAGUUUGUGCGGAAGCAUCACAUGAUACGGUACGAACCCGUGAUCGAAUCCCGCUCGAAUCUCCCGUUCAUGAAGCACAUCGUGCUGUACGAGUGCCAGGGCUCGACGCCGGAGCUGGAGAUCAUGUCCCGCGAGUUUGGCCGAUCGUGCCUGAAAGCCGAGAAGGAGCUGCUGACCUGCAAUUCGAUUGUGGCCGCCUGGUCUCGCGGUUCCGAGGGAUUCACCUUUCCGCUGGAAGCCGGCUACCCGCUGGACUCGUACCAGGCCCGCUUCUACAUGAUGGAAACGCACUACAUGGGCUUCCAGAGCAACUCGAUCGACAUGCGCCCCCGGAUGGACAACUCCGGCCUGCGGCUGUACUACUCGACGACCCUGCGGAAGCACGACGCCGGUGUCCUGUCGGUUGGCAUUCAACCCAACUGGCGCCACAUCAUCCCGCCGGGUCAGGAAAAGGUCGUUUCCGAGGGCCAUUGCAUCGAAGAGUGCACCCAGCGGGCGUUCCCUCGACCUGGGAUCAACAUAUUCGCCGUCAUGAUGCAAACCAGCCAUAUGGGCAAGCAGGUCCGACUGAGGCAGAUCCGGUACCGCGAGGAAUUGCCCACGAUCGCUCACGAUUUGAACGUGGAUGCAAAUUAUCAGGAAUUCCGGAGACUGCACAGCCCAGUCAAAGCACUGCCAGGCGAUCGCUUGAUCGCUGAAUGUUCCUAUGAUAGCACGUCGAGAAAAACGAUCGCCCUCGGAGGAUACACGUCUCGAGAUGAAACUUGCUUGGUUCUCAGUUUGUACUAUCCACGCCAGAAGGAGCUCACGUCCUGCCACUCAAUCCCUAGUCUGCCAACGGUGCUGCACGCCGUCGGUAUCAACGAGCUGGCCACCGGAGCGAACCCAAUCCGGAUAGCAUCGCCUCCGGAAAUCGCCGGCAUGACCCUGGAGGAACGCCUCCUCUCCUACGAUUGGAGAGUCAACUUCAACGCGUUCCAGUAUGUGAUACGAAAGGGUGCCUUCAAGCCGCUCUGCUGGAGCGCCCGGAACACUCCCAUCCCGGGCACCGACAACAUCGACGCCUAUGCUCCGAACCUGACCCGUGUUUGGCGACCGACGCCCACGUGUGGCGUUUCGAGUUCGUCGUCUGGCAGCAGCGGUGGCUUCAACAGUGUCAACCGGUUCGCCACCGACCGGGAUGCGUCCAACGGGCCCAGCUGGACCAUGAUGGAGGAGGACGACAACAACAAUGUGAUCGAGGGUGCGGCGCGGAGCAAGUCAAUCCGCAGCUCAACGACGGCCGGAAUGGCACAGUCCGGCACCACAACCGUGGUCUCCAAGGUGGCGCUCUUUGUGAUCUUCAUCAAUACGGUCAGGUUAGCGGCGGUGCUGUGAUGAUGAUGAUGACGACAAUGAUGAUGACGAUGAUGUGAAGGUGAAAUGAGCGAGAUGAUGCGCUGUGAUUGGUGAUAGGUAGUAAAAUAGCGUAAAUAAGAAAGAGGAAACCUAAGGAAAUAUGUAGUCCAGGGACGCACCGGGAGAGGGCACCCCGAGGAGAGACCAUAGAAAAACAAGACUGUGUAUAGCGAUAGCGAGAAUGACCGAGAUGAGGAAAGAAGGAACGGGAGAAAGAAAUGAAUAUUUUUGUACAGGUUUUCUUUAUUGUGAAGCGGUAGAUUUUGUUCGGUUUUCUUGUCGAGAAAAUCGCUAGUCAUUUGAACAGAUUCUGUUGAAUAGUAUUUAAAGCGAAACGACCAAUCAAUGGAUGAUGGCAGGGGGGCAGAAGCAGAAGGAAUGGUCGGCGAUUGACGCGAUAACUGCCAGGGUUUCGAAUUAUUUAACUAGAAAAGAACCAAGUGGAACAGCUAGUAUUAGGGGAUAGAAGCGGUGUAGACAAUUGUAAUAUCCAUAUUUGAUACACUUGAGCCAGUUGUUAGACAUGUAUAUUUUGUACAUACGCGAGAAGGUGCCGAUUGAGUGUAUUAUUUUUGUACAUAAAGUAGGACUAAUAAAAAAUUUACGAUGAA